Ostrea edulis (European flat oyster) is the source of this 3127-nucleotide messenger RNA. RefSeq names its product probable methyltransferase-like protein 15 homolog. The transcript is spliced from 7 exons. The coding region runs from base 153 to 1463 and encodes 436 amino acids. Gene Ontology annotation, biological process: rRNA base methylation. Lineage: Eukaryota; Metazoa; Mollusca; Bivalvia; Ostreida; Ostreidae. The record is from RefSeq and is a predicted model, not a curated record. Gene Ontology annotation, molecular function: rRNA (cytosine-N4-)-methyltransferase activity.
GUUGAAUUUCAUGUUGUCCGAAAUAUCUGACGUUUUCCUGGCACAGUAAAUAUCAAAAUCAUUAAAAAAAGCCAGGAAAACGUCAGAUAUUUCGGACUAAAUUACAUGGAAAUAUCCUGUGGGCUUUCAACUUUUUAGGUAUUGACUAUGUGAUGGGAUUACGUAGCUGUGUACAGCCAGCCUGGAUCAUCAGGAAGUGCUGGACUUUGUCUGGUAUCAGAUGGAGACACCUGUUCUCAGCAAUGCAACCAUGGCUGCCACUAAGAAAUAUAACAACAUGCACAUCAAGGGACAGACUCCUUCCUUAUCUGGAGUCCAUCAGUGGGAAACAUUUUCUACAAACCAGAAGUCACCAUGGAAAUGGAUCCACCUCAGAUUUGUGGAACUCUCCAGAGCAUUUUUCUGAUGGUGGUCCCAUCCAGGCUGUGGAGACUUUUGAGGAAGGGGCCAGACACAGCCCCGUGAUGGUCACUCAGGUGUUAGAGCUCCUUAAUCCUAAAAACGGAAAGUUGUUCAUUGAUAUGACCUUCGGAUCAGGUGGACACACAAAAGCCAUUCUGAGCGAGAACCCUGAUACUCAAGUGAUAUGUCUAGACAGAGACCCUCUGGCCUACUGUUAUGCCCAGGAACUUGCCAAAUCUUACAGAGAGGGACAGGUGCUAGCUUGUUUGGGAAAGUUCUCUGAGGUUCCCCAGAUUCUGUAUCAACUUGGGAUAAUCCCGGGAUCAGUGGACGGGAUUCUCUUUGAUGUGGGAGCUUCCUCCAUGCAGUAUGACCAGCGUGGCCGUGGCUUUUCUGUCAGCCAAGAUGACCCACUGGACAUGAGGAUGGACCAAGGAAGGGAUCCAGAUGGUGUUACAGCCAUGGAUGUUGUCAAUUUUCUGUCUGUGCAGGAACUGCGAGAAAUCAUUAAGAAAUAUGGAGAGGAUCGCAUGGCUAAGGACAUUGCUUAUGCUGUUGUGGACGCACGCCACGUGGCGGGGAAAAUAACCACGACCCAACAAUUGGCGGAAAUAAUUGAAAGCGUGUUUAAAGGGAAACUUUUAAGGGACAAAUUAAAUCGUAAAAGCCAUGUAGCCACUCGCACAUUUCAAGCCCUGAGGAUCUUUGUGAAUAAUGAACUGAAUGAAAUCAAUAAUGGACUAGAAGUAUCAUAUAACUACCUCAGACCUGGGGGUGUUUGUGCAGGUAUAUCAUUUCAUUCACUGGAAGAUAGAAUUUUCAAGAGACAUUUCCAUGGCAUCGAUAUGGACGAAGCCAAAAAUAUGUCAUCAAAACAGAAAUCACGGAUGCUGAGAGACCACCAUCAGAAAUACGACAAAGAGUUGAUAGAGAGCAUUCUGAGGAGGAGAUGGAUUCCAGCCAGUAGGAAAGUUAUUACUCCAGACGUGAUGGAGGUCCAGGAGAAUCCCCGGAGCAGGUCAGCCAAACUGAGGGCUGCCAUCAAAUCAGCCGAUGUCUAGAGAGAUGGAAUGUCAUCAAGUCGGCCGAUGUCUAGAGAGAUGGGAUGUCAUCAAGUCAGCCAAUGUCAUGUCAUCAAAUCCGCCAAUGUCUAGAGCAGGGGUGUGAUUUUUCCUCUUUUCAGAGGAAAUCCUCUGAUUUGCUCAAUUUUUGAAAAAAUGAAACACUCUGGAUUUAAUCUAAAGUGGCAGAAAAUGAUAUUUUUCCAGGUAGGGUGAGGUGUUUUCCUCCCUUUUUGACCAGUUUCCCUCUGAUUUCUGAGGAAUUCAGUCACAUCCCUGCUAGAGAGAGAUGGGAUGUCAUCAAAUCGGCCAAUGUCUAAAGAGAUGGCAUGUCAUCAAAUCGGCCAAUGUCUAGAGAGAGAUGGGAUGUCAUCAAAUCGGCCAAUGACUAGGGAGAUGGGAUGUCAUCCAAUCAGCUGAUGUCUAGGGAGAUGGGAUGUCAUCCAAUCAGCCGAUGUCUAGAGAUGGGAUGUCAUCCAAUCAACCAAUGUCUAGAGAGAUGGGAUGUCAUUAAGUCGGCCAAUGUCUAGAGAGAUGGGAUAUCAUCAAGUCGGCCAAUGUCUAGAGAGAUGGGAUGUCAUCCAAUCAGCCGAUGUCUAGAGAGAUGGGAUGUCAUCCAAUCAGCUGAUGUCUAGAGAGUGAUGGGAUGUCAUCGAGUCAGCUAAUGUCUCAGUCUAUGCGAAAGACGUCGGACCUGACCGAUGUGCAGUGCCUAAGGUCCGACGCAUCAUUUUUUACACCGGACCGGAAUGUCCGAUGUCUCAGUGUCCGGUUUAGAGCUUUACUAUUUUGAUGCGGAGUCAUUUAAAUGUUUGUUAUAAGUAAAAAAUAGCACACAAAUCCAAAUACGUAAAUGAAUGUGAUUAAAACCGCAUGGACUGUCUAAAGUAUUAUACGGGAGGGAUCCCUGGUAUAGUAUUACUAGUAUAAUAAAUAAGAUUCCCUUGGUUUUGCAUUUUCACGUGUUUCACUUGUUUACAUUAGGUUUUUCGGUCUGACAAAAUUUGGUUCGGUCCGGUGUGUUCAUUGAUUACACAGGACCGAAUGUCCUGUGUGGUCUAAAAAACUUUCGCAUAGACUGAAUUGUCUAGCCCUUGUCCCAAGAGAGCUAUCCAUUUUUUUGUUUUCUUAAAUGAUAAAUCCUGGUAAAACAUGAUGAUAAUAAAAUCAAAAAACUGAAAGUACUGAAUAGUGCUAAGCUUGUGAAUUCUGACAUUGCUUGGGAAUUCUGACAUCUUUUUCUUUGGCAAUAUUGAUAAGGUAUGUGUAGUUAUUUUACCAGCAUUUCUAACUGCAAUCCAUCCCAAAUUGAUAAAAAUAAGAAGAAAGUGCACAAAGAUCGUGCAUUUUUAUCAUAAUCAGUACACACAGACAGCACAAGAUGAGGUCAUCUGCGACUUUUCUUGGAACAAUUUACUAGUGACUGAAAUUUGGGACAUCACUUCAUUUAUACAUGUAAAUGGUUCCCUGUAAUCGAAGAUGUACAAAUUGUGUAGGCCCUGAAGCAUGUGCGAGUCAGUUGAUGUAUUUGUUGUUGUUGCAUAUUGUUGCUUACUCUCAGCACCUAUUAAAAUUAUAUAAAGCACCAAAUUUUAUUUUACCAAUGCUUUCUCUAAUUACAUAUGUAUUUUUCAAGAUGUAAGAUAAAUGAAUUUGUUUUCUAA